UCUCAUUUUGUUUGUGUGCAUGCUGUUGCUGCUAUUGGUACCAGGCCAGCGAUGUCAUGCUAUGAUUAUAUAUCCAAAUAUUACACUCGAGAUUACUGGUUGUCCACCUGGAGUGGCGUUAUGCACCCUAUUUGCGAUGUGGAGUCUUGGUCAGUUCCUCCUGAUGUUUUGAAUGUUCGUUGCAAGCCGCCUUCGUGUCAAAAAAGACCACCCGGUCGUCCCAAAAAGUCAAGAAUCCCAUCAAUUGGUGAACAUCGUCGUACGAAGCGUCAAAAAUGUUCCCGCUGUCAUGCUACUGGUCACAACAAAAAAACCUGCCGCAAUCCACUGCCCAUAUCAAAUGCCUGAUGUAUUUUUUAAGUUUUCUUCUUUAAGAAUUUUUAAUUAUGGUGUCAUUGUUUUGAAAUGUCCAUGUUGAUUACAUAAAUUUAUGCACAAUUUAGAGCCAGUAGUUUCCU
This is a messenger RNA of Cuscuta europaea, 458 nucleotides long. The record is from the annotation of a GenBank genome assembly. NCBI's taxonomy places the organism in Eukaryota, Viridiplantae, Streptophyta, Magnoliopsida, Solanales, Convolvulaceae.